ACUUUAUGGUACUUCUCCUUCCUCGGGCAAGCAUUACAUAGAUCCAAUAUAUUUUGAUAUUGAUUUGAUUUUUGGGUUCUACGCAUACUAUUCGAAAUGGGAAUCGUCGGUAACCUCAGGCCAGACCAGCUAGAGUUCUUCAACUCUCGAGGGUAUCUCGUGGUUGAAUCGUUUGCGAGCACUGAGCAGAUUGGGGCUCUGAGGAAGAGAAUACACCACUUGCUCGAUAAGUUUGACUGCUCCACUGCCUCUAUUUUUUCAACUAAAAAUCAGCAACAGUUAACUGAUGAUUACUUCUACGAGAGUGCUGAGAAUAUCUCCUUUUUCUUUGAAGAAAAAGCAUUUGGGGAUGAUGGAAACUUAAAGCAAUCAAAGGAACUUUCCAUUAACAAAGUUGGGCAUGCAUUGCAUGAGUUUGACCCAGUUUUUAAAGAGUUCUCUUCUUCUGGGAAGUUUUCAAGCACACUAUUCUCGUUGGGCUAUAAGAGGCCAGUCGUCAUUCAGUCUAUGUAUAUUUUUAAGCAACCUGGAAUUGGAGGUGAAGUAGUGCCACAUCAAGAUAACUCAUUUAUUUAUACUGAACCAGCAAGUUGUGUUGGUCUUUGGCUAGCUCUAGAAGAUGCAACAGUAACAAAUGGCUGCCUUUGGGCCAUCCCAGGGUCUCAAAAAAAAGGACUUGUUAGAAGGUUCAUCAGGGGUGAAGAGGGAGUAUCCUUUGACAAGCUUUCUCCAUGCUAUGACCAGAAAGAAUUUGUGCCUAUCGAAGUCAAAGCUGGAUCUUUGGUUGUCCUUCAUGGUGACCUUAUCCAUCAAAGUUUUGAAAAUCAGUCUCCAAAAUCAAGGCAUGCUUAUAGCUUGCAUGUGGUUGAGACCGAUGGCUGCAAAUGGGCAAAAGAGAAUUGGAUCAGAAGAAAAGUGGAGCCUGAACCACUCUACGAGUCGUGAUCUAACUUGAUCAGGGAUUCACGGUUGGUUAGACAAAAGGCUGUGAAGUGUACCACUGGCAAAAUUGACAUUAGUUGUCGCAUUCUCUGGUCUCGAACUAAUAAGAAAAUAGUCAGGAAAAAGGAAAGAGAAUCAACAUUUUGAUAUGGUUGCUUUCCUUUAUCAAUAGUUGCCACCUGUUGGUCUAAUGCUCUUGUUUGGAAUGUGAUUUGCUGUUUAUUUUGUGAAUGUUCCGGGAUGAAGUGGCUUUUAACAAACGCAUCCCCAUGCACAGAAAUACAACUGAGAAGCCAAA
This is a messenger RNA of Carica papaya (papaya), 1240 nucleotides long. It is a transcript of the gene PAHX, whose product is annotated as phytanoyl-CoA dioxygenase (PhyH) family protein. The record is from RefSeq and is a predicted model, not a curated record. Gene Ontology annotation, molecular function: phytanoyl-CoA dioxygenase activity. NCBI's taxonomy places the organism in Eukaryota, Viridiplantae, Streptophyta, Magnoliopsida, Brassicales, Caricaceae.